AUGAAGCUGCUGGACGAGCGGCUCUGGUCGCUGUUCCGGCGCCACUGUCAACAAACUCUCACCUACUGGAGUGUGUUCUUUAGCUUCGGCCUGUGCAUCGCCUUCCUGGGACCCACCAUCCUGGACCUGAGGUGUCAGACCCAGUCCACCCUGCAGCAGAUCACCUGGGUCUUCUUCUCCCAGCAGUUCUUCCUGUUGGUGGGCAGCAGCCUGGGGGGACUCUUCAAGAAAACACUCCUAUCCUCCCUGUCAGCCCUCCUGUUCUGCACUCUCAUCAUUUCACUCGUGUUUGCCAUCAUACCGCUAUGUCACAACAUCAUACCGCUGUCCAUCGCCAUGGCGCUCGCUGGCAGUGCCAUGGGCGUGAUCGACACUGUCGGCAACCUGCAGCUGGUGAAACUGUACCAGAAGGACUCCGCCAUCUUCUUGCAGGCCUUGCAUUUCUUUAUAGGCGUGGGAGCGCUGGUCAGUCCCCUGGUGGUUGAUCCUUUCCUGGCAGAGAGCAACUGUGUCCUGGGUGCCAACUGGACCACCAACUCAUCCUCUUCCUCAGACCUGCAGCACCUCCGCAGCCGCAUCGCGGGUCAAGGAGCAGGACUACACAACAUCUCUCAUGAUUCUCUGCACACCGAGGGUGUAGUCAUCACCAGGGUGUCGUACGCUUUCUGGAUCAUUGCUCUGAUCAAUCUCCCUGUGCCAGCGGCAGUGCUCGCAUUGAUGUACCAUGAGAAACUUCUGCCUUGCUUCAGCAACGGUCCACGUCUGCUCGAUGGAGACUCUGUGUCCAGCGUGAGCCCCACUGGGGCGGAUGCUAAAGGUCAUGGGAGUUUGUUUGCUUGCUGUAAUCCUGCCAAACUCCAGGGUCAGCCCACUACUUUCUUCAUCCUCCAUGUUUUGGGUGGGGCCGUCCUCUUCAUCUCUGAUGGGAUUAUAGGAUCCUACGCCGGCUUUGUCUACACCUACGCGGUGCUCCCUCCUCUGCUGAUGGGUCAUAAGACUGCCGGCUGCCUGACCAGUAUAUUCUGGGCGUCCAUCACAGCAGGAAGACUGGCUUUCAUCUACCUGUCUUACAGAUACACACCAUCAAGGGUGCUCACCGUCAGUCUGGUGGGGGUCAUACUGGUGCAGUGCCUGUUGUUGAUGUUCAACACCAGCUGUGCGUUUCUGUUCAUCGGCACCUGCAUGUUGGGGCUGUGCAUCAGCAGUGUGUUCCCCUCCAUGCUGGCCUUUACAGAGGACAUACUGGACUACAAAGGUUGCGCCACAACCGUCCUGGUGACCAGUGCCAGCACAGGAGAGAUGAUGUUGCAGUUGCUUGUUGGAUCGGUGAUCAACAGUCAAGGCAGUUACGCUUUUCUGUUGUCUUGUACAGUAGCAUCAUUCAUCGGCUUCGGGCUGUUCCUCCUGUUCCUCUAUGCCCAGCACAUCCACAGAAACACAGGUUCGUCUAAUAAUACAGCCAUGGAAGAGAAGCCUAAACCAGGAGGCUCCUGAUCCGAGGGUUCCUGAGAGGCAGACCAGAGGACACAAAGUCCCCUGCUGAGCUCGAGCACAGGGGGAAGAACAGUCUCUGACAUUCAGACAUCCCUCCCCAGUGUUGGAACAGGAGCUUUAUCCCGGCCUCCUCCGGCUGACUGUUUUUUCUGGAACUCGAGAGAAGUUUACAACCCGGAUUCCAAAAAAC
Chelmon rostratus (copperband butterflyfish) is the source of this 1684-nucleotide messenger RNA. RefSeq names its product major facilitator superfamily domain containing 4Aa (gene slc60a1a). NCBI's taxonomy places the organism in Eukaryota, Metazoa, Chordata, Actinopteri, Chaetodontiformes, Chaetodontidae. Bases 1 to 1494 code for a protein of 497 amino acids. The transcript is spliced from 10 exons. The record is from RefSeq and is a predicted model, not a curated record.